AUGCCUAAGGUUUCUGUAAUUUUCUGUUUCUUCAUUUUAUUAUUUGGAAUUUCUGUCAAUGGUGUAGAGGAAGAGGUUAAGAGCUAUGAGCUCAAGAAAGAUGAUUUCUCUGUAAAAUUUACAAAUUUUGGUGCAAGAAUAAUUUCUGUUAUUCUUCCCGACAGGAAUGGUAAACUGGGAGAUGUUGUUCUUGGUUAUGAUACACUUGAAGAAUAUGUGAAUGAUGUUCAAUACUUUGGAGCCAUUGUUGGACGGGUUGCUAACCGCAUUAGUAAUGCUCAGUUUACUCUAAAUGGAACUGUAUAUAAGCUGGAUGCUAAUGAAAAGAAUAACACUCUUCAUGGUGGGGUAAAGGGAUUUAGCCAAGUUAUUUGGAAGGUGGAAGAGUACGAGAAUUGUGGCCAAUCUCCUUCCAUUACCUUAUCCUAUCAGAGUUACGAUGGUGAAGAAGGAUUUCCUGGUGAUCUUAGUGUCUCAGUAACCUAUACCCUAAGCGGUUCCUACAAUUUGAGUGUAGCAAUGAAGGCAGAAGCUUUGAACAAGGCCACUCCGGUUAACCUUGCUCAACACAGCUACUGGAACCUUGGUGGUCAUAACAGUGGCACUAUCUUGUAUGAUGAACUUCAAUUAUUUGCGUCUCACAUCACGCCUGUAAACAAAAGCAUCCCCACUGGUGAAAAGGUAUCAGUUAAAAAUACACCAUACGAUUUCCUCAAAUCCCACGAAAUUGGAGGCCAGAUAGCACAAAUUAAAGGUGGUUAUGAUACCAAUUAUGUCCUUGAUGGUCCCACAGAGAAAAAGAUGAAGCCAGUAGCUGUGGUUUAUAGCAGGAAGUCUGGACGGGUAAUGCAAUUAUCAUCUGAUGCUCCUGCUGUGCAGUUGUAUACCGCGAACUAUAUGAACCACGUGAAGGGAAAAGAUGGCUUUAUUUAUCUUCCAUAUGCAGCGGUUUGUUUAGAGACACAAGGGUUUCCAGAUGCAGUGAAUCACCCCAAUUUUCCCUCACAAGUUGUUACUCCGGGAAUGACUUAUUCACAUAACAUGCUGUAUACAUUCUCCCUCAUGAAAAGCAGAAGUGUAACUCGUCCAUUUUUAGACCUGAUAAAUAACAGGAAUGUAUAG
This is a messenger RNA of Fraxinus pennsylvanica, 1122 nucleotides long. Lineage: Eukaryota; Viridiplantae; Streptophyta; Magnoliopsida; Lamiales; Oleaceae. The record is from the annotation of a GenBank genome assembly.